Molecule: messenger RNA, 1938 nt
Organism: Aspergillus terreus NIH2624
Lineage: Eukaryota; Fungi; Ascomycota; Eurotiomycetes; Eurotiales; Aspergillaceae
Product: anion exchange family protein
Exons: 4
Coding region: 1-1938 (645 amino acids)
Biological process (GO): monoatomic anion transport; borate transport; transmembrane transport
Cellular component (GO): fungal-type vacuole; plasma membrane
Molecular function (GO): borate efflux transmembrane transporter activity; solute:inorganic anion antiporter activity
Source: RefSeq, a predicted model, not a curated record
AUGCAAGAACCCGCGAGUACGUCUCCGCCCUCGUCGUCCCACUCGCACCGACGACCCUGGCAGACACACUCCAAUCGCACGCCAUCGCAUCCUCAACCGCUGGAGUCAUCGUCCGUCGCCAGAGCGCCAUCACGCGUGUCGGCGUCGGCGACGGCGUCUUCAGCGCGCUCGACGAAAUGGUGGCGCAUUCGGUUCUUCCGCGGCAUGGUGAACGAUAUCAAGCGACGAGCGCCGUACUACUGGAGCGAUUGGACCGAUGCGUGGGAUUAUCGCGUCGUCCCCGCGACGGUCUACAUGUAUUUUGCCAAUAUCUUGCCUGCGCUGGCUUUCUCUCUCGAUAUGUUCGAGAAGACUAAUCAGAGUUACGGGGUCAAUGAAGUGCUGCUGGCGUCGGUCCUCGGUGCGGUGGUCUUCUCGCUCUUUGCGGCGCAGCCGUUGGUGAUCGUAGGCGUGACCGGUCCUAUCACGGUGUUUAACUACACGGUUUAUGAUAUUAUUUCGCCGCGCGGGACGCCAUAUCUCGCCUUUAUGUGUUGGAUUGGAAUUUGGUCACUGAUCAUGCACUGGAUUCUGGCUAUCACCAAUGCUUGCAACGGCCUGACCUAUGUCACUCGGUUCUCCUGCGACAUCUUUGGGUUCUACGUGGCCUUCGUCUACCUCCAGAAAGGGAUCCAGGUGCUCACCCGGCAGUGGGAGGGCGCCGGAGAGACGUCCGCGUACCUGAGUAUCAUGGUUGCCCUGUUGGUGCUCAUGAGCGGCUGGAUCUGCGGCGAACUCGGGAAUAGCAGCCUUUGGCAGCGAUACGUGCGGAAGUUCCUCGAGGAUUACGGCACGCCCUUGACCAUUGUCUUCUUCACUGGAUUCGUCCAUAUUGGCCACAUGAAAGAUGUCGAAGUGGCGACCCUGCCCACCAGCAAGGCCUUCUUCCCCACGAUGGAUCGUGACUGGCUGGUGCAUUUCUGGGAUAUCGACGUGGGGGACAUCUUUCUCGCGAUCCCGUUCGCUCUGCUGCUUACCAUCCUCUUCUACUUUGACCACAAUGUGUCGUCUCUUAUCGCCCAGGGGACUGAGUUCCCGCUGCGGAAACCAGCGGGAUUCCACUGGGAUCUCUGGCUCCUCGGCCUCACCACCUUUGUCGCUGGGCUGUUGGGAAUCCCCUUCCCGAACGGUCUCAUCCCCCAGGCCCCCUUCCACACCGCCGCGCUCUGCGUCACUCGCGAUGUCGCCGACGAGGACGACACCAACAAGGGCAAGGCCGUCCGGAUCACCGACCACGUCGUCGAACAGCGAGUCAGUAACUUCGCGCAGGGCCUGCUCACUCUCGGCACGAUGACGGGGCCGCUCCUGAUUGUCCUCCACCUAAUCCCUCAGGGCGUCAUGGCGGGGCUCUUCUUCAUCAUGGGCGUCCAGGCGCUCCAGGGCAAUGGCAUCACGCAGAAACUCCUCUUCCUCGCGCAGGACCGCAACUUCACCCCGGCGUCCAACCCGCUCAAGCGGGUGAAACGGCGCAGCGCCGUCUGGGCGUUCGUCAUCCUGGAGCUUAUCGGCUUCGGCGGCACUUUCGCCAUAACCCAGACCAUUGCCGCUAUCGGCUUUCCCGUCAUCAUUCUGCUUCUCAUUCCCGUCCGCGCGUUCCUCAUGCCUCGUUGGUUCACUCCUGAGGAGCUUGCGGCUCUGGAUGCGCCCACCGCCAGUCCGUUCACGAUGGAGAGUGUGGGCGGGGCGCAUGGUAUUGAUGAUCGCGUCGCGUCUAUCUCUGUUCCUAACGACGGAACUCGCAGCCCGUCUAAAACUACUGGCGAUAAUGCGCUUAUGAUGGGUCGUGCUGAGAGCUCGUCCGAGUCGCCAGUGGAGGAUGAUCUGGAACGGGGAGAAGCGUAUGAACUCCAGACCCGGUCGGGGGUUCGACGACGGAGCACGACCAGUCGAGUGGAUUGA